Lathyrus oleraceus (garden pea) is the source of this 3848-nucleotide messenger RNA. RefSeq lists its product as uncharacterized. The transcript is spliced from 2 exons. Bases 323 to 3760 code for a protein of 1145 amino acids. Gene Ontology annotation, molecular function: nucleic acid binding; RNA-DNA hybrid ribonuclease activity. The record is from RefSeq and is a predicted model, not a curated record. Gene Ontology annotation, biological process: DNA integration. NCBI's taxonomy places the organism in Eukaryota, Viridiplantae, Streptophyta, Magnoliopsida, Fabales, Fabaceae.
UUCGCUAGGCGAAGCAGUCGCGAAUGUGACAGUAUCUGCUUUAUUCCGUUUUGUUCUAACCUGUUCUUUGUGUUGCCAUGGCCUUGUUAUCUUUUGAUUUCAAUCCUGUUUGCCUAACCCCUUUUGUUGAGUUUUUGUGAGGGCUCACAUAUUCUCGCAGGGAUACCCUCCGGAGGUUUAUUCCGAUUUCCCGUACUGAUUGGUUUUCUUUGAUGGCAUCAGCUUGGGAGAAUCUCAGGGUUGCUUAUCCUUUAAUUGCUGUAACUUCGGAUCUUGAUCCGUGUGAUGCACAUCACCGGAUCCUAUUGAUAACGGUUCUGCUAUGGCUCGCUUCGACUUUGAAAAUCCAAUCUUUCAAGCUGAAGAAAAGGAUGAUGAAGAUUGUGAACUCCCUGAAGAACUUGCCAGGUUGUUGAAACAAGAGGAAAGGGUUAUUCAACCGCAUCAAGAGUUUGUUGAAGUGAUUAAUCUCGGCACCGAAGACGCCAAGAGAGAAAUCAAAAUAGGGGCUGCUUUGGAAGAUAAUGUGAAGAAAGGGCUGAUUAAAUUGCUGCAAGAAUACAUUGACAUCUUCGCCUGGUCUUAUCAGGACAUGCCUGGGCUGGACACAGACAUCGUGGUACACCGCUUGCCUCUCAAAGAAGGUUGUCCUCCGGUCAAGCAGAAGCUCAGAAGAACAAGACCAGAGAUGGCUGUCAAGAUAAAGGAAGAAGUGCAAAAGCAGUUGGAUGCAGGGUUUCUAGCAGUCACCAAUUAUCCGCCAUGGGUUGCAAACAUCGUCCCAGUACCUAAGAAGGAUGGAAAGGUACGGAUGUGUGUCGACUAUCGGGAUCUGAACAGAGCUAGCCCUAAAGAUGAUUUCCCAUUACCUCACAUCGACGUUUUGGUGGAUAAUACAGCUCAGUUCUCGGUAUUCUCCUUCAUGGACGGCUUUUCUGGCUAUAACCAAAUCAAGAUGGCACCAGAAGACAUGGAAAAGACAACUUUCAUAACCCCGUGGGGCACCUUCUGCUACAAGGUGAUGCCGUUUGGUCUGAAAAAUGCCGGAGCAACAUAUCAACGAGCUAUGGUAACUCUGUUCCAUGAUAUGAUUCAUCAUGAAAUCGAGGUUUAUGUGGAUGAUAUGAUUGCCAAAUCUCAGACAGAAGAAGAACAUUUGGUGAAUUUGCAGAAAUUAUUUGAGCGUUUGAGGAAAUUCAAGCUGAGGCUUAAUCCGAACAAGUGCACUUUCGGGGUGAGAUCGGGAAAAUUGCUGGGUUUUAUUGUUAGCGGAAAAGGGAUUGAGGUGGAUCCCGACAAAGUAAAAGCAAUACAGGAAAUGCCUGAGCCAAGAACAGAGAAGCAAGUCCGUAGUUUCUUAGGGAGGUUGAACUACAUUGCAAGGUUCAUCUCUCACCUAACAACCACGUGUGAGCCAAUUUUCAAAUUGCUGAGGAAAGAUCAGGCUAUCAGGUGGAAUGAAGAUUGUCAAAGGGCUUUCGAGAAGAUAAAAGAGUAUCUACAGAAACCUCCGAUCCUUAUACCUCCAGUUCCUGGGAGACCUCUGAUAAUGUACCUAUCAGUGACUGAGAACUCGAUGGGGUGUGUAUUGGGACAGCAUGACGAGUCUGGUCGAAAAGAGCAUGCCAUAUACUACCUUAGCAAAAAGUUUACCGACUGUGAAAUCAAAUAUUCGCAGCUUGAGAAAACUUGCUGUGCUUUGGCCUGGGCUGCUCGCCGACUGAGGCAGUAUAUGUUGAACCAUACUACCUUGUUGAUUUCUAAGAUGGAUCCAGUGAAAUACAUAUUCGAGAAGCCAGCUCUCACCGGAAGGGUCGCUCGUUGGCAAAUGAUUUUAACAGAGUAUGAUAUUCAGUACACGUCACAGAAGGCCAUCAAAGGGAGUAUUCUGUCAGACUACCUUGCCGAGCAACCGAUUGAUGAUUAUGAGCCAAUGAAGUUUGAAUUCCCUGAUGAAGACAUCAUGUUCCUCAAGAUGAAAGACUGUGAAGAGCCAGUUGUUGAGGAGGGACCUGAUCCAAACGAAAAGUGGACUUUGUUGUUUGAUGGGGCUGUCAAUACUAGAGGAAGUGGAAUUGGUGCUGUCAUUACAACUCCGAAAGGUGCCCACAUACCUUUCACCGCUCGUUUGACUUUUGAGUGCACAAAUAAUGAAGCUGAGUACGAGGCCUGUAUCUUGGGCAUUGAGCAAGCCAUUGAUCUGAGAAUCAAGACUCUGGACAUCUUCGGAGAUUCAGCUCUGGUGAUUAAUCAAGUGAAUGGUGAUUGGAAUACUCUCCAGCCCACUCUGGUCCCCUACAGAGAUUACACGAGAAGACUGUUGACUUUCUUCACAACGGUAAAAUUGUAUCAUAUACCUCGUGAUGAGAACCAGAUGGCAGACGCACUUGCUACUCUAUCCUCCAUGAUCAAGGUAAUUCGUUGGAACCAUGCUCCCAGGAUCGAUGUGAUGCGCCUUGACAGGGCCGCGUAUGUGUUUGCUGCUGAACUGGUAGUCGAUGACAAGCCCUGGUAUCACGAUAUCAAGUGCUUUCUGAAGAAUCAAGAGUACCCUGCAGGGGCAUCCAACAAUGACAGAAAGACUUUGAGAAGAUUGGCAGGCAGUUUCUUCUUGAACAAAGACGAUGUGUUGUAUAAGAGGAACUUCGACAUGGUUUUGCUCAGAUGUGUGGACAGACACGAGGCGGACAUGUUAAUGCAGGAAGUUCAUGAAGGUUCCUUCGGUACUCAUGCCGGUGGACAUGCAAUGGCUAAGAAAUUGUUGAGAGCGGGUUAUUAUUGGAUGACCAUGGAAUCAGAUUGUUUCAAGUAUGCUCGGAAGUGUCAUAAAUGCCAGAUUUAUGCUGAUAAGGUGCAUGUACCGCCGAAUCCUCUGAAUGUGAUGUCUUCGCCGUGGCCGUUUGCCAUGUGGGGUAUUGACAUGAUUGGAAAGAUUGAGCCGACUGCUUCCAAUGGGCAUCGCUUCAUCCUUGUUGCCAUCGACUAUUUCACCAAAUGGGUCGAAGCAGCGUCAUUUGCGAAUGUCACCAGACAUGUGGUUGCCCGUUUCAUCAAGAAAGAAAUUAUUUGUCGCUAUGGGAUUCCCGAAAGAAUCAUUACUGAUAAUGGUUCUAAUCUCAACAACAAAAUGAUGAAGGAGUUGUGUCAGAACUUCAACAUUCAGCAUCACAAUUCUUCCCCUUACCGCCCUAAGAUGAACGGCGCUGUUGAGGCGGCAAAUAAGAACAUAAAGAAGAUUGUGCAGAAGAUGGUCGUUACGUACAGAGAUUGGCAUGAGAUGCUACCCUUCGCCUUGCAUGGGUACCGCACUUCAGUACGUACAUCGACAGGGGCAACCCCUUACUCCCUUGUGUAUGGUAUGGAAGCGGUCCUACCUGUUGAAGUGGAGAUUCCUUCUCUAAGAGUCCUGUUGGAUGUCAAGUUAGAUGAAGCUGAAUGGAUUCGGACAAGGUUCAAUGAGUUGAGUCUUAUCGAAGAGAAGCGAAUGGCAGCCAUUUGUCAUGGGCAGUUGUAUCAGAGUCGGAUGAAGAGAGCUUUUGAUCAGAAGGUGCGUCCUCGUUGUUUCCAAGUCGGAGAUUUAGUGUUGAAAAGGAUCCUUCCUCCUCAGACAGAUCACAGGGGCAAGUGGACUCCUAACUAUGAUGGACCGUAUAUUGUCACCAAGGUUUUUGAUGGUGGGGCCCUAAUGCUUGCAACUAUGGAGGGCGAAGACUUCGCUUCCCCUGUGAACUCAGACGCAGUUAAAAAAUACUUCGCAUAAAAUAGACCCGCUGGACAGUAAAAAGAAUAGUCCAGGCAAAAAUGGGCAUCCCGGCGAACCAAGAAAAUGGAAAGGUUCGGGCAAAAAU